Drosophila sulfurigaster albostrigata is the source of this 538-nucleotide messenger RNA. RefSeq lists its product as uncharacterized. Bases 1 to 441 code for a protein of 146 amino acids. The record is from RefSeq and is a predicted model, not a curated record. The transcript is spliced from 2 exons. NCBI's taxonomy places the organism in Eukaryota, Metazoa, Arthropoda, Insecta, Diptera, Drosophilidae.
AUGAUGUUUAAGCAUAACUCAUCUGGUGGCUUGGAAGAUUGUAUGUUGCUCGAUUUUCAAAUGAGUAAUGUGUGUCCGCCAUCUGUCGAUAUUCUCUAUUCCGUUUAUUUGCUAAUGGGUCCUGAUGAACGUCGAAAUCAUCACAAGGAACUUAUUAACUUUUACUUCAACACGUUCGUCGAGACUUUAGAAAAAAUUGGCUACAAAGCUGAACUUCCAAAUUAUGUGGACUUUUGGCGACAAUUACAUCGUCAUAAAAUUUUUGAUUUGUUUUAUAUGACACUAUUACCCAUGGGUUUUGCAGGCGAGAGAAACGAUAUCGAUUUAACUGAUAUGAUGACCAAUAAUGAAGUUCGCAAAAAGCUAUUUUUCAUAGAAAAAUUUAUCGAUGAAGUGAAGUAUUUGCUACCCAGAUUCGAAAAACUGGGUUACUUUAAGUGACAUGUAGAAAUGUAGAAUAUUUAAAAUAAUUAUCGAAAUACAUAUGUAUAUUAUAGAUAAAUCACUAUUUUCUUAUCAGAAAACAUGUUUUGCUUAU